AAAAAUGGGGAAAUUUGAGUUAUUUUUCAUUUUUAUUGUGUUUAGUAUUCUUUUCAUUUUUUGCCGAGCUAAGGCAGCUUCAAGGAAAUAUCUGGAAACCAAAAAUCUUGUGAUGUCUAUAAUGGCCGUGCAGCACCUCCUUUCGUAAAGUAUCCAAAUCCAAGCUUGCACUGAUUGGCAGCAGAAUCCCGCAUUUGUUUCAAAAUCUAACAUGAGUCAUUAUACUAUGGUGCGCAUAUUUGCCUUAUGAUGCUUUGUUUGUUGGAUGAAAACAUUGUCAUUUCUAUGUAAUAUAUCCUUAGACCUCUGGUUGCAAAACAUUUCCCAUUUUCCCCUCGUCAAAAAUUACACACGAGCACUCCAAUCAAUUAAAACUCUGGAAAUAUGUAUGUUAUUAUAGUUUCUUGUGCUCAACAUUGUGCCAUUUAUCUCCAAUGUUUGUCUAGAUUUUUCAUGUCCAUAUGCUUAAUAGUUUCAUGCCCAGCUCAUGUAAUCUUUCCUGAGAAAAGAAUGUGCUAUUAGUUUCCAGGGGGCAGGACAGUUGUCACCAUGAUCAGGUGGUACAGAAAAGUUCAGUCUAGGAGUUGAAUCAUUUUCUUGUAGUCUUGAUCAUGGACACUUUUAUUAUGUGAAACAAAUUGUUCCUUUAUCACAGCCCUGGACUUGAAUUUAUUUAACCUUUUUGACACUGCUCUGUACAAUAUCAGAUGUAUUCAUGAUUUGACAGGCAUACUAACUUUAUUGGAUAAAUUUAUUUUUGUUCUUUGUGUAAUUCAUGUACUGAAUUUGUAAGGGAAUGCUGACAUGUUCUGUGGGCCACGUGGGUUAACUGGAUGUUGAUGAUCACUGUCAGAUGCCUGUAGUACAGUGAAGUUAUAAUUUUAGAUUUUGAUUAUCGUCCAACUGAGUUCUGUAUUGAUUUUUUAUGAGUUUGUUCAAAUGAAGGAACUGUGAGCACAGGGUGUUGAUUCAAGAGGGAAACCCUAAGUAGGAAGGAAGGAAUAAGUAACUGGAAGAAGAAAGAAGUCACCUGAAUUUCCCGAAAACCCUUAGAGAAGACAAGACAAGAAUGAAGUACAGACAAAGCAAAGCUCUAAACCUCCUCACAUAAUUUUCUGAUGCCCCUCUCCAUUUGCAGUAACGCAUUGCUUCAUACCCCCUACUUAUAGAGGAUUGUAGACCAACUUGGCUACAAAGUUACAAAGCGAGGAAACAACUUUGAAAGUGAUGGCUGUCCCACAAGUUGACAAGAAAAUGCUUGGUGAACUUGAAGUUAUGGGAUUCCCCGCCGUUCGUUCAAUUAGGGCACUUCAUUAUUCUGGUAAUUCCAAUCUUGAAUCUGCGAUAAAUUGGCUUCUGGAACAUGAAAGUGACUCAGACAAUGAUCAGCUACCAUUGGUUUCAAGAGAAAUCAGCAUUGAAUGCGGCGACACAUCAAACGAAGUGAGAAACAGCGCUCAAGGAAUGAGGACCCAUGCCCAGGAGAGAAAAUCAGAAGAGCAAGCUACAGCUGGAAGUCAGAAGGAGAUUUCAGAGGUGGAAAGAGAACUCAAUGCCAAUGAACAUGAGGAAGAGGAUAGAAAGAGGGUUCUAGCACUACAUAAGUCAAAGCGUGUCGAGGAAGAAAAAUCAAGAGGGAGAAUCAGAAAUCAACUUCAGGAGGAUAAGAGGGUGAGGAUUCAAGCUGCUAAAGAUGUUAUGGAAGCAAAACGGACUCUUGAAGAAAAUCAAAGAAAACGCAUGAUGGAAAGUCGAAAAGCAGAACAAGAGGAGAAAAGAGCAAGGGAGAGAAUCCGUCAGCGUAUAGAGGAUGAUAAGGCCGAAAGGAGGAGAGGACUUGGUUUGCCACGGGAAAAUACAGUAGCAUCACCCCCAAUAGUAACUCUCGCAAAGGUAAAACCUAUUGAACCAAUUGUAACAUCAGAACAAUUGAGAGAUUGUCUACGAAAUCUGAAAAAGAAUCACAAGGAUGACAACGCUAGAGUGAAAAGAGCAUUCCAAAUAUUGCUGAAGAUAGUCGCCAACAUAGUAAAGAACCCAGAAGAGGAGAAGUUCAGGAGGAUUCGACUAAGCAACCCUGUUUUCAAGGACAGGGUGGGUAAUCUGCAAGGCGGGGUAGAGUUCCUGGAGCUGUGCGGGUUCCAGAAGCUCAGGAACAACAGCUACCUGGUCAUGCCGAGGGGCAAGGUCGACGUGGCGCUCCUCAACGCAGCGGGGGUCGAGAUCGCGUCUGCCAUGGAGAAUCCCUACUUUGGGCUGCUCUCCAAGUGAGCGGGACAGACUUCACUCCUCUCUGCUUCACCAUUAAGAGCUCAUCUAUAUUCGGUACGAGCUUUGUAAUAAAAAAGAAAAGAAAAAACCUUUGUGGCAAUGAAGUGUGAGUACCAGUGAAUGGACGGCACGGCACUGUAGCUAAUAGAUCUCGUCGAUGGGAUCUAUCCCCUGUAACUGAACAAAUUGUGUGCGGUGGGAACGAUGUAUUCCAGUAAAUCUCAGGAUUCGUCGGCGGUGUACGGAAAUCAAAACAAAAUGGGACGAGAUGCCUGCAAAAGGAUGACCGAGCUGUGAUGCCAUGGCCCUACUAUUUCUUUUUUGAAAGAUCCAGCACCGCUGGCAUUUCAUUGAUAAUAGCAGGAAGCAGCGGAAAACAACAAGGUGGUGAAGGUCCUAGGACCAGAUCCGAAGAUCAAAGAAAGAGAAAAGAAAAGAAAAAGAAACAACAACCCUAAUAGCUGCAGCACAACACUCCAUACAAUCCAUACUAGGCAGCACAGCUCCGACUCCGACGAAGAAACUACUAAGGAAACAGGCAGG
Triticum aestivum (bread wheat) is the source of this 2814-nucleotide messenger RNA. RefSeq names its product UBX domain-containing protein 1-A. The record is from RefSeq and is a predicted model, not a curated record. Bases 1228 to 2271 code for a protein of 347 amino acids. Lineage: Eukaryota; Viridiplantae; Streptophyta; Magnoliopsida; Poales; Poaceae. Gene Ontology annotation, molecular function: protein binding. The transcript is spliced from 13 exons.